UUAUUUCUUCAAGAACAAUUUCAUCUGUGAUCAGUUGAAUAGGAUUGUGUGUCUGGAACAUCAAAGCCACCACAAUGAAGCACUUCCUGAGGACGUCUGCAAGCAAGAAUACAUUUUUAUUUAAAAAAAUAAUUGAAAGCAAAUUUCAGUAACUCUCAUACCAUUCUUGUUGUAAAGAAGACUUCCUCUUUCACAAGGUUAAGAUGGACGAGUAGUGUAACAAUACAGGAGAAUGAAACCUGGAACUUAAAUGGUUGCUCCUCUUGAGCCAUUUUAACAUAAUACAACUGAAAACAAAAUGUUUGUUCAGGUGUGCCUGUACUUCUACUGUAAGUGUUUAUGGCGUUGUCUGAAAUUUGUGGUGAGGAAAUUAACAGGACGAUGUGAAUUACAAAGGAUCUGUUACAAUAUCAAACCUGGAGCCAGCAGAACUAUGAAGAUAGAGACAUCACUGAGGGGUUCAAAAAAUAAGCUGCUGCAAACUUCAGUAGGUGUUCAUCUAGAUGCCAUUGAAAAAACUAUAGAUGACAUCAUGGAACUGAAAAAGAUUAACCCGGAUAUAAAUCCACAGUUAGGAGUAUCUCUUCAGGCCUGCCUCCUGCAGAUUGUAGGGUACAGAAAUCUGAUCGCAGAGGUUGAAAAGCUACGCAGAGAGCCAUAUGAUUCAGAGAAUCCUCAACAUGAAGAGUUGCUUCUAAAGUUAUGGAAAUGUUUGAAGCCUGAUUCCCCAUUAGAAGCUCGGAUUUCGAAGCAGUGGUGUGAAAUUGGUUUCCAAGGUGACGAUCCUAAAACAGAUUUUAGAGGGAUGGGCCUCCUGGGAUUAUAUAACUUGUUAUAUUUUGCCGAAUGGGAUUCUGCAGUAGCUCAGCAAGUUCUCUCUGAUUCCCUUCAGCCAAAAUACAGGGAAGUCACUAAAGAGGAGCUAAGUAAGAUCAGCAAAGCUGAAUGGGAGAAGAAAAAAUUUGAUAAAGCAAUUGGUUACUCUUUUGCUAUUGUUGGCAUUAACAUAACUGACCUUGCAUACAACCUACUUGUGAGUGGUGCGCUGAAGACCCAUUUCUACAAUGUUGCUCCAGAGGCUCCAACGUUAUCCCAUUUCCAGCAGACAUUCUGCUAUUUGAUGCAUGAAUUCCACAAAUUCUGGAUUGAAGAGGAUCCACUGGACAUAAUGGAAUUCAACCGUGUGCGAGAGAAAUUUCACAAGCGAAUUUUAAAACAACUCCAGAAUCCAGACAUGGCUCUGUGCCCUCACUUUGCUGCCUCAGAAAGCUUAGUCAACAUAUAGUCAUUCACUUGGUUUUGAUUUGAAAACACUGCCUCACUCUUCUCUUAGGUCACUCUUAAAUCAUCACUAACAUAUUGAAUGACCAUGGCGAUUGUAUGCAUGCCUUUGGGUGCAGUAUUCAUCUAUUUUUGUCAUAAAUAUUAGAUCCCCUUACACUUCUCUUUCCAGGGGAUUUCUCAUUAAAUGGGUGCUCAUAUUGCGGCAUUAUGCAGUGUUACAUUCUAAAUUGAUGUCCAGCUAUCAAGAGUUUUCUAUUUUUUUAGAACUUUUUUCCCAUAAUUCAGCAUUGAAGAAUUGUAUUUCCCUAGCUGUGUUUUGUAUAUGUGGAAUAAUUAUCUGAAUCUUGUAUUGUGAAUGCCUUUUAACUUAUUGAUAUGUUUUGUGAUAACGACUGACAUUUCAAGCAAAAUACAUGUUUGGAUUUCAUCUACAAGAUAAUGUAUGUAACUUUAAUGCAGACAAACACAUUAAAGGCCAAUUUUUUCCAUGCAAUCAUACAUGCUUCAUGAAAAAUUAAUGAGAUUUGACACAAACUUCAGUGGAACAAUUUAUUUAAAAUAUGCAGAAUUGCAAUGGGACUGCACAGCUUCAUGAAUAUGAAAUGAGCUGAAGACUUUUCUGCAUUCAUAGUGGAGAGUAAAUGCAUUCAUAAUGACUGAACACCUCAAAGUGGCAUCUGUUAAAAAAAAAAAUAUGCAUAGGCUUUUAGUCCCCUUGCACCCACCCACUAGUACAUCUGAUUUCCUGUGCAUUGCUUUGAAAACAAAGAGUUAAUAUUUCAAUGUCUGAAUGCAGCAUGAUUUGAUUAUGUUUUGCUUUGUGACUUCAGGGGAGCAAAAACAGUCUUUGAAGUACUGGAAAAUUUUGCUUUGUGUUGUCAACACCAUUCUGAAGAACUGAGAAAUAAUUGAUUAGAAGGUUUAAAGAAAAACCACACGAGUUUCCUUAGAUCACUGUUUUUUAAAAAAAAAAAAAAGGUGUCUGUCACUGAUUGACCAGCAUUUACCAUGGCGUUUCAUACUUAAAGUGUUUUUUUACCUUGUGAACAAUAUAUUUUAGUGUUAGUCAAACUUUAUGUAAUCACUUGUAUAUUGAGAUCAAAUUUUGAGUAUUGCCCAACUGUGUGUAUUUAAAUGAAUAAAUUAUCUGUCAUUCUCAA
This is a messenger RNA of Pelodiscus sinensis (Chinese soft-shelled turtle), 2444 nucleotides long. NCBI's taxonomy places the organism in Eukaryota, Metazoa, Chordata, Testudines, Trionychidae. The record is from RefSeq and is a predicted model, not a curated record.